AUGUCGAUGGAGCCGUCGGGCGCGGGUCAGGCCGAGCAGGAGAGGCCGCCCAGGCGCCGUCGCCGCAAGUACGACCCUCGGAGGUACAUUAAGACAUCGCGGCGCAGGUCGGGAACCACGCCAAGGAUUGGAAGUGCGCCGCCCAGUGGUUGGCUGUGGAUCUGGAUGGGCCACUUCCGGCGCUGGCACAAGCGGUUCUUCAGCCUGAAGACGCCUGGGACCAUGAAUUAUGCCAAAUCACCGGAGGCGGGGGGAGGGCGGAGGAGGACGAUCACACUGCGGGACGCCAAGGUGCGCGUGGCGCGCGGCAACGCGCGGCAGUUUUGUAUCAUCACACGCGGAGGGGGAAUAGUUUAUCUCAGGGCUAUGGCAAGGGGGGAGAGGGCCCACUGGCUGACGGCUGUCAGGAAAUCCGUGGCGCAAUUUGGGGAGAUUUUGGACAAAGUGGCUGAAUCGGGGGUGGGGGAGGGGGGUGGGGGCCAUAGGAGGGAGUUUUCGGCGUCGCUGGACGUGGAUCCCGAGCAGGCGAGGAUCCAGAGGGAGCUGCGGGCGCGGCUGAGGGCAAGGAUGGCCGGACUGGCGCCCCUGGAGGAGGCGGUCAGGAGGCGGGUGGGCCAGCUGGGCGGAGACAUGGCGCCCAGGGGCCUGGAGAGUGGGUGGGAGGGGGCAAGGGGCCAGGGAAUUGGGGCAGCGUCUGCUGGGAAUGGGACGGAUGAAGGAGUGCGACUUCGGAGCAAUUUGAGCACGGAGAGGAAGGGACGAGAGGAAAGGGUUUGGGGGACUGGGGACCCCAAACGAGGGGAGAAUAGGAGGAGUGGCGGCGAUUUCGAGGGUGGAGAGGGGGGCUUGGGGAGAGGUGAUCCGUUGGUGGAAACUGUGGCAGGGGGAGAGGAGGGGAAUGUGCUGGCCGCGUUGGACUCGCUGAUGGGCGCAGUGCAGCGCACGCUGGCGGACGAGCUGCUCAAGGUGCUGGAGCUGCAGGUGGAGAAGGGGGCAUUGCAGAGGCGGCUGAGGCAGGCACAAGGGAGUGCAGGCUCCUUCCACUACAGGGCUGACUUCAGGGCGGGGGACAGGUCGCCGAGCUCAGGGGUCAGGGACGAGGCGGGUGCUACUGAGACAGACUCCAGCGAUGACAGCAUGGGAGGCAGGAGCAGGCUGACUUACUCAUCUGGUUGCUAUUCCACGGCAGGGUCUUGCUGGUCAGACAGCGACUCAGAGGAUGUGACAUGCUUUGCAGGGGAGUGCUGUGGUACAGUGGGGGUUGCGGGGAGCCCGUCGCCAGUGGGGUGCAUGUCAGAUGAGCUGAUCAAGGCCCUGGAGGUUGUGAGGGGGGUGGAGUAUGCGAUGAAGGCGCAGCCAUCAGUGCUGGUUUCAAGACGGCUGGGGAAGCCGCCAGAUGAGGAAGAGGACCAAGAGGGUGAUGACACUGAGGUGGACGUUUCUCCACGGGGUUUAUCUGGCCCACGACUGCGCCUCCCCGCACCCCGCCCCCUGUGCCGCGGCUUCUCCCUCUGGAGCAUCCUCAAGAACGCAAUCGGUGGUGACCUCACACGCAUCACCAUGCCCUCCACCAUCAACGAGCCCCUCUCCGCAUUGCAACGCCUUGCCGAAGACCUGGAGUACGAUGCAAUCCUCCAACGUGCCAUGUCCUGCACCUCCAGCAUCGAUCGCCUGCUGCACGUCUCUGCAUUUGCGGUGUCCAGCUACAGCUCCAUGCUGCUGCGGGACAGCAAGCCUUUCAACCCACUGCUUGGCGAGACGUAUGAGCUCCAACGCAAUGGUUGGCGGUUCCUGGCAGAGCAGGUCAGUCACCACCCCCCAGUGUCCUGCUUUUGGGCCCAGGGGCCCGGCCCAGGCAGCAGGCAGGGGGAUGGAUUCGAGCUGCAUGGUGAGCUCGAGCUUAGGAGCAAGUUCUGGGGCAAGAGCGUGGCAGUUACGCCUGCAGGGCGGCUGCAGCUGCGGCUGCAAGGCACUGGCGAGGACUUUGUCUGGGACAAGGCCACGGUGUCGAUCAACAACAUCAUACUGGGCAAGCUGUGGCUUGAUGUGCAUGGUGACGUCACUGUGGAGAAUCGCACAACGGGGGAGGUGGCCAGGAUCCACAUGCCGCGCUGCCGCGGAUCACUGUCUGAGCGGGGCAAGGUGCAGGGAUUCGUGUACGAUGCACAGGGGGAGAAGGUGUACAGGAUGUUUGGAUCAUUCAUGGGGGCCCUGCAGGCUGAGCGAGUGGGCCUCAAGGAGGGCGACCCGACCUUUGGCCUGGAACCAAUCGAGCUGUUCAAGAGGGCUGAUCCUCCAGAGGACUCAGAAGAGCAGUACUACAUGACCAGAAUGGCGAUCACGUUGAAUGAUCCUGGGGAUGGUGUGCUCAGUCAGGUAGCUGGGACAGACUCCCGUCUGCGGCCAGAUGUGCGGGCUCUGGAGAAUGGCGAUGCAGACCUGGCAACUUCUGAGAAGCUCCGGCUGGAGGAGAAGCAGAGGCGGACACGUAAGGCAAAGAAGGAGGCUGGAAAGGUCCAUUCGCCGAUGUGGUUCCAGAAGCGGGGCGGAGGCGAACCGGAGCUGGUUCGGGGGGUGGGUCACAAGGGACCAAUGGUUUGGGCGUUUGGCGGAGAGUACUGGGGCCACAGGCAGACCUGCGAAUGGCCAGAGCUGCAGGACAUCUACUGA
Molecule: messenger RNA, 2670 nt
Organism: Ostreobium quekettii
Lineage: Eukaryota; Viridiplantae; Chlorophyta; Ulvophyceae; Bryopsidales; Ostreobiaceae
Source: the annotation of a GenBank genome assembly